Molecule: messenger RNA, 3733 nt
Organism: Nematostella vectensis (starlet sea anemone)
Lineage: Eukaryota; Metazoa; Cnidaria; Anthozoa; Actiniaria; Edwardsiidae
Product: inner centromere protein A
Source: RefSeq, a predicted model, not a curated record
CAUUAAAAAGAAAUACGCUGGUGCUCAAUCAUCACGUCAACAACAAAAACUUAUUACAAAAGUGCGCAGUGGACGAAAUAGCGAGCCUGCGUGAUUUUUAAUCUUGGUAACCGACAGUACGCAAGCUCGCUUGUUAUACUAGAUAGGAUAGUUUGAUUAGGAACGGCUAGCAGACUCAUCCGGAAAGUGAUUGCGCUAUGUUGCUAGGUUAAACGCCAUCAUGGUAGCCACCGACUUGGAACUUCAUAAACUUGUGGAUUUAUCAUUGAGGACUCCUGAGGUUGGAGUCGUGAAUUUUAACCAUCUGCACAAGUUAUUGCACGCUAUUCUAGACCACAUUGGACUUAGGUAUGACGGGAAAAAUAUUACUAAAGUUUACGCUUCCAAAUCCCCUGUGAGCGAAUCUAAGACAAGGACUGAUCACACUUCAGAGGCUGAAGAUGUCAAGGAUGAGGGUGAUACUGAGGCGACAAAUGAGACAGAGAAAGAAAAAGAACAUGCCAGUACAGAAGAGAGCACAGUAGUUAGCGAACAAGAAACACUGAAGUCACCUACAAACGCCGUGCGUGCGGUACAAGAAGACGAGAUUGAAAGGUUACAGUCAGUACAAAGAUAUAUGCAAAGCAAAAUUAGCGAGCUAGAGGAGAAACUGAAAAUACUUGAUGCGCUCCCAACAAAUCGUUCCAUCAUAGAGAAGGCGCAGCAAUCUGAGUCAACCAACCAAUUGACAAGCAAAGAUAAUGCUUUGGCUGGGAUAUGGCAAUUUCUGAAAAUCAACAGUCGACUGCUAGCCGCUGAGGAGGCCAUAGAUCGCAUUAUGAAUAUCCUUAAUGAGUUUUUGGGAAGUGGAAAAAGUGUUGGAGAGUUGAAUGAUAACUUGCAGGACAUAGCAAAGGAGUUAAGCAACCUAAAGUCACAAAUCAACAAUAACAAUGACGCGAUUAGUUCUACUGAGCACCAAGAAGCAAUGGGUAAAAUCGAAGAGAUUCAAAGAAAGCUUAGCGGACUAGCUAGCAAAGAGGACUUGAGGGAAUAUGUGAAAUGGCCAGCUCUAGAGAAUGCAUUGAAUGCAGGAAAGCAAAGAAACAGUAGUGCAAAGAACGAAACUAAAACACAUACAGAGGACGCCAAGUUGGACGAUUCAGAGCUUGAAUCAAGUACUCCUGAGGACGGGAGACCUAAGACUGUGCCUGUUGAGCCCACUCAGUCCCCAGUCCCUACCCCUGAAGUGCCUAAAACAGCCAUGACACGGAGUGAGUUUACUCAGGUUACAUCUAAUGACCUGCCUGACAAAGAGCCCGACAAAGAUGCUGACGAUGCAGAGGACAGUAGCCAUCCAUCCCAAGAAAUGAGAGAAUGUCUUCGGCAGAUCGGCGAGCUAUCGGACAAGAAUCGGAUAGUCGAGGAGCAAGUGAAGGUCAUCAAAGAGGUUCUUCCGAACAAGAUCGAUAAAACCGAGCUUGAUAUUCCUGAAGAUUUGAAGAAUCGCAUUGACGCUAUGCAAGCAGAUCUCGAUUCUAUAAGUCAAAAGAUGUAUGGUAAUAGCUCUGGUGAGUUAGAUGAGCUGCGUCAGUUAUAUCAAGAAAACCGCGACAAGAUUGAAGCGAUAAAGCGUGAGCUCGCGGCAAUGGCAAGACAGGCAAAACAGGCGUAUAUCCAGAGACCUUCUUCAGGGAAAGGCGUAGACAACGAGGCGAUGGACAACAUCAGAGCCUUGCUGAAAGACGUGCAGGAUGAACAAGAGAAGGCAGCUAAGAAAAUGGAUUACAAACUGACGGACCUGCAAGACGAUUUGAGCCAGAAGCGGGAACAUAUCGAAGCGCUGUACAACUACGUCCAAAAGCUUCAAGAUUCAAAAGCUGACAAGGACAAUGUGGCAAUUGAGAUGGACAUAAAAGCGGACAAGGAAGCUCUGGACAGCAAAGUGAGCUUGACGACGUUCGAUAACUCAUUCAACAUGCUUGAUGAGGGGCUUAGAGAAGCCCUUCAAAAGAUGGAUGACUAUAUGAAUGAGGAGCUGGCGCUGAAACAAGCGCUGAAACAACUGUCAUGCGAGAUGAAGGAGAAGAUGGAUGGGCAGGCUUUCAAAGCUAUGCAGGACUUCCUCGAACGGCGCAUAGCUGACGUACAGAAGUCGCGUAACAUGAUAGCUCGCGAAGCGAAGGUGGAGUUGACUGGUGCCGCGGGAAUACGCCGACCGUUACUCAACUUCCACUGCAUCUCCUGCAACAGACCAGUAGAGGUCCCUUACAAUCGAGACGCCCAACAGUCUCCAUCGCCACAGGCCGUCAAACUGAAGCGCUCUAAGGGGCCUUAUAUAUCUUACGAGAUGGACCAGAUCCGUCACUACCAGCGCACCUUUCAACAACCGGCCCUACAUCCGAUAGAAAAACCCAUGAAUGAGUUUGUAGCAAAGCGACCGUGCGGCGGUAGCCAUACAGUGCUCAACCACACAAUCAGGAAACCCACACGCAUCGUCAGCUCACAGCUCAGUAAUGUCCUCGCAGCUUCCGUCCGGGAUGACCCUACUGCGCAUGUACCGAAUUGGUCACGUGAGAUAUCUGUCAUAGACUUACUCAAAGGCAAAGACGGUCAUGUGUACAGAGGACGUUAUAAGGCGAUCCCGCCGAUCUCCCGCAGUCACAAACACACGCCAUCCGAGAGUGACCUGCCGCCAUUACACAAGGACCCGGUCAUGCCUGGCCCACGAUGGAACUCAGAGCCACAGCUCUCCCGAGGGGGAGAUGAGUUUCAGCCUCUUGAAAGCUUCGUGCCUCAACAAGGAGAGACAAUCGACACGAACGAGUCUCAAGUUACCACCCCUCCCCCUACGACAAACCAGCCGAGUGUCCUCCCACCUAGAGAAAAACAGGGAUCACCCCUUCGUGUCCAAGGACAGCUCAUAGCAGUUCCUUCUCCGUCUCCCCCGGCCGCCCAAAAGAAUGAGCAUCAGCAUAGAAUUGAGCGAGAAGAAUUUCUCCAAUCGCAGCAACCUCCCCGACUAGAGGGAGAGCCGCAAGGCAGAAUAAGUCCAGGCCAGCGGUUAUUCUCACCACGUCAUGCGCGGAAUGGGUCCCCAUGUGCACAGCAGAUAUCGCCUACCAGUCAAAUGCAGCACCAACCUGGUCAGCGGUUAGGUGGUGACGCCGUGAAAGUGACCGAUGAGCCAGUGGACGGGAGACUUAGCGUGGAUAGCAUCGACGAGGUCGUAGAGUAGCAUUAUUUAAUCAAUUGUACAGGGACAAUAGCCAUGAAUGGAUUUGAAACUGCUUUUGUGUUACCUAGUGUCACCUAUUUUUUAGUCGACUACACUUGUGUGCUGGUUACGUCAGACCACACUCACGAUCGCACGAACUUAUAUUGAUUGAAGCACAUUUUUUUUUUAAAUCGAGGGAUUUUAAAUUAAAAGGCUUUGUCACACUCUUUAUGGUAGCAACUUGUCUCGCCAAAAAAUGAAUGGAAGUCGUAAGCGCCAUUUUGCGGAAAGUAGAAGUGCUUUCUACUUCUUGUGCGAAAAUGAGGGAAAAAAGCAAGUUACAAAGGGGGUGCCACACGUAAGAAAACCCGCGUACGACUUGCAAUUAUUUUUUUGUGUGACAGAGCCUUUAUUAUAAGAAGAUUUUAUCGGUGAUCAAUUCUUAAGAUCUCUUUGGCGUCUAAUUGUUAAAUAUUUUAUAGGAGUAUAUGUAUACUGUAUAUGAUGCGUAAUAAAAGUUAAAAGGAGAGAUUAAAA